Messenger RNA from Sipha flava (yellow sugarcane aphid), 1911 nucleotides. Its product is annotated as pancreatic lipase-related protein 3-like. The transcript is spliced from 7 exons. Bases 296 to 1282 code for a protein of 328 amino acids. The record is from RefSeq and is a predicted model, not a curated record. Gene Ontology annotation, biological process: lipid metabolic process. Gene Ontology annotation, molecular function: lipase activity. NCBI's taxonomy places the organism in Eukaryota, Metazoa, Arthropoda, Insecta, Hemiptera, Aphididae.
AUUGAUGUGAUUUAUGUUGUUCUAAUAGUCAGCCGUGAUACUUCAUGCUGGUUACAGCUUAUACGAACGAAGUUUCUAUUUUCGGUUUAAGUGCACGUCGCGUUGGCAUUAUAAUAUAACUAUUAAAAUUUCGGGUUUUUAAAGGUUGUGUGUAUUUGUUUCUCGGAUAUUGUCACAAUCCGGUCCGAGUUCAGUGUACGAACACUGAUUUCUAUUUACUUUUAUAAUAACAAUAAUAAUAAUAUUAAUAAAUAUCAAUAUUGGUAAUCAUUACUCGCCACGUCUCGUCAACGAAAUGGUUUACAAAAUACAUUCAGUUACGAUAACAGCACUUGUAUUGUGGUUGCACUUUUCGAACGUGCGGUGUGUGUUUAAAAAUCAUCAAACGAUCAGUCGAUGUACGUUUAUCGUCCACCCAAUUUGUCCAGACCCUUUGAUCAAUUUUUAUUUGUACACCAGAGAGAACGAACAUCAUCCUCAACGCGUCGCAUUGGAAAAUAUAACAAAAUCGUAUUAUGUGAAAUCUCUACCCAACAAGUUCAUCGUGCAUGGGUUCAACAGCAACAUGACGCUGGGCUCACUCCAGAGGAUAAAAGACGAAUAUCUUACACAGAUGGACGUCAACGUUUGGAUGCUUGACUACAGUGGCGUUUCGGCUGGACCCGUUAAGUGUUAUUUAGCCGCAGUGUUCAAUUUGCCGUCUGUGGGUAAGUGUACUGCACUGUUCGUGCGAAAAAUCAUGGAGCUAUCCGAAGUUAAGGAGCACAAGGAUAUAAUGCACGUGAUCGGGUUCAGUCUUGGUGGGCAACUGGCCGGUCAUGUGGCCGAACAUUUAAAGCCCGUCAAGUUGCCAAGGAUUACAGGACUGGACCCGGCUCUGCCAUUGUUCUACAGCACGCAUCUGAACCGAAGACUGAGUCGGAACGACGCCGAGUUUGUGGACGUAAUACACACGAAUGUGUUGGUGCAAGGGCAGCUUUCGCCUUGUGGCGACGUCGACUUCUAUGUGAACGGCGGACUUUCGCAACCGGGCUGCAACCACAGUACAGAACCAUUCGUAUGUGAUCAUCACAUGGCUCCGGCGUACUUUGCUGAGAGUAUUAAUUCGAUAACGGGUUUCUGGUCCUGGCCGUGUCCGAGCGUGUUCAAUUACCUCUCCGGACAAUGUCCUCCUCAGGGCGAUCACGAGCUGAUGGGGGAGAACGUGAACGAGAGUGCCAGAGGUCAAUACGUGUUGCAUACGAACAACGUGCCGCCUUACGCUCAAGGUGAUUGGAAAUGACAUUGUAAAUCCACCACCAACCGCUGUCCAACGGGAACUCGAAGUGUAAAUAAAUGUAAUUACGUAAUACAGUAAAACAAUCAUAAUAAUAGUAAUAAUAAUAACAAUAUUAUGAUUAAAUAAUAAUGUAAUAAACCUACCUGUCAACGGGUUUUUGUUUCCUUUUACUAUUGGCUUUUAUUUGUCGGAAAUUUCGACUGAAUAAAAAAUCGAGUCGUGUCCGGCUUAGGAUUAAAACACGCGUAAGACCCACAAUAGUGUACUCCUAGUAUCUGGCAAUUUCAUUGCUCUUGAGCUCGAUACUAAUUCGACUAAAGAUGAUGACGGUAAAAAUAAUAAGAAGAUUAAUUAUUAUUGUAAUUGCCCUCGGGCAACGUCGUUAUUAUUAUUAUAACGGAAUACGAAUCCUACGGAUGACAACGGCGGCAUAACGCUUGGUUUAACUACACGGCCGUGGUGGACGCACGUCAUUAUCAAAUUCGAACUGCCACCGCAGGUUUUUUCUCGAAGACCUAAUGUGGAAUAUAGUCAGGGCUUGACUUGACGAGAGACACAGAUAGCACGAUAAACGAGCUAAGUGCAACAUUAAAGGAAUGAUAAUUUUUUAAUUCUUACGUCCACGACACUUU